CGCUGUCAUGUCCGCCCCUCUGUGUGGGGUGCAGCACUGCGCUGGAGUCCAUGUUGGCUCUGCCUCAUAGCACCGAAGAAGAAGAAGAGGCAAAGGGCGGCCUUCAGCGACACAGCCACAGCACAAUCUAGCCAAGUUAUUUUAGCCAUAACGAAAACCCACUUUCCCUCCUUUGAGAUAACCGACGUAAGGUCUGUUUGGAAUAAAGAUCCAUUCAUGUGCUGACUUAGGAGUGGAUAUCUAAACACGCAAACAUGUCCGGAGCGUGUCAGGACAGAAGGAUUCGCUGGCAGGAGAUUCAGAAGGGCCUCCAGUUCAUCCAAUCAACCCUUCCGUUUCCUGGGAGUCAAGAGCUGUAUGAGGUGUUCAUUAAGGAUCUCGUGUGGAAUCUUUUUGGAGAAGGAAACGACGUGUUUAAAGAAGGGGAAUGGACAAAAUCCAUUGAGAUGUAUACCGAAGCCUUGAGUAUAGCAGACUAUGCCGACUCAGAAGAAAUCUGUAUUCCAACAGGUUUAAUGGAAAAACUGUAUGCAAAUCGAGCUGCUGCGUACCUUAACAUUGUUCCGGGACUGUAUGACCAAGCACUAGAAGACUGUGAAAAGGCUCUCCAGUUGAACGAGGGGAACCACAAAGCACUGUACAGAAAAGCAAAAUCCUUGAAGGAGAUGGGGAGACAUCAAGAGGCCUAUGAGGCUGUUGCCAAAUGCUCUCUAGCAGUGCCUCAGGAUUCCAGCGUCACACAGCUGACUCAGGACCUAGCCAAAAUUUUGGGAUUGAAAAUCCGUAAAGCUUAUAUAAGGAGUAAGCCUGCCUUGAAUGUUUUGCGAGGAUCAAGUUAUCAAGACGCAUCAUGUGACAAGUUUUCCCAUGGGGAAUCUUCAGUUGAAGAUAUAGAAACGGAAGUGCCUAAGCUCACCCAGGAUAGCUGUGUCGUGGCCCCAGUCCCAUCUCCAAUCCAACCUCCAGUAUCGGCUCACUCGCCUCUAACAGAAGCGGUGGUGGAUGAACUUCCACCCACCACCAGUAUCUCGUCUGUGACCCCAUCUGAGCCACCAGGCUUCGAGUCUGUUUCCCUGCCUGUGUCUGUAACCACGUCGGUUCCUCUUCCUGUGCCCACAUUUGUUAACGGGUGCAGAACCAGUAAGCCUUGCCCAAUUCUUCAGACCAGUCAAGAUUUUGACGCGGACAUCAUCGGGGAUGACCUUGAUGAUCUGCUGGACCAAGCUGGCCCCGAAUCAGCCUUGGUCAUACCGACAGUGAAGGGGCCUCUUCCUUUGCCAACCAGUAUUGCCUCGGGCAGUUCCAUGUCGAGUCCAUUCCUGAUGCCAUCUCACAUCAACCCAUUUCUCCACAGCAGCACGCAGCAGUGCACUGUAACUCUGCCCCCGCUGUAUCACAAGUCAGGGUCAAGUACGUAUUUUGGUAUGGACACUUUUGACGCCCUCCCCCCACCACUGGACUCCCUGGAUAGUCUCACCAUAUCAGACUAUAAAACAGAUUUUGCUCCAAGUCCAUUCAUUCCACAGCUGAACAAUAAUGACACUCCUAUGGGAAUGGCUGUGGGUAUGCCUGAAGUGAAGGGUCUUCUUCCUGCAGCCGUGGAUUUAGCAAAGAACCCCUUAGCAGAAACACAUGAAUUCAAACAAGCGUGCUCGAUCUGCUACGUCAAAACAGGGCCCGGUGUGUUGGAUUACACGCUUCAUACAGAGGAGCACAAAUGCAAAAAGGACGCUUUGCUCGGCAGAAUCAAACAUUCUCCAGACAAAACGUGGAAGCUCAUUCGGCCCAGGCCAACAAAAACCCAAUAUGUCGGACCUUAUUACAUUUGCAAAGAGGUGGCUGUUGGGAAAGAGUGCCUGUAUCCUGGCCACUGCACAUUUGCAUACUGCCAGGAAGAGAUUGAUGUUUGGACUCUGGAGAGAAAAGGAUUCAUCUCCAGAGAACUUCUCUUCGAUCCCUACGGGCCAAACACCAAUGUCAGGUUGACUGUCCCCAAGAUCUUACAGGAGCAUCACGGGAUAUUCAUGUUUCUGUGCGGAGUGUGUUUUGACCACAAGCCCAGAAUAAUCAGCAAAACCAACAAAGAUGACCCUUCGCUUUGCUCUCAUCCAGUGACAAAGCACGUCUUUGAGGAUCAUAAGUGCCUGGUCCACAUUUUGAAGGAGAAUACGGUCCGUUAUUCCAAAAUCAGACCGUUGAUUUCUCAGUGUCAGCUGGAUCUGUGUCGCCAUGAAGUCCGCUACGGCUGCGUGAGAGAGGACGACUGCUUCUACGCCCACAGUCUCAUCGAGCUGAAGGUCUGGAUGAUGCAGCACGAGCUCGGUAUGACUCAUGAAAGUAUUGUCCAGGAGGCAAAGAAGUUUUGGAAUGCGACAGCAUCGUUGCAAGGAGCCCAGCAGCUUUCCAGUGUACAAAGGAGGUUUGGCCCUCCAAAUCUGAAGAUGAUGUUUGUCUGUGGCCAGUGCUGGAGAAAUGGCCAACUCAGCGAGGCUGACAAAAACAAGAAGUAUUGCUCAGCCAAGGCACGACACACGUGGGCGAAAGACAGGCGGGUGGUGCUUGUAAGUUCCCAUGAAAGGAAAAAGUGGACAACAGUCAGACCACUUCCAACCAAAAAACCCAUCCCGUCUCAGUUCGAGAUUUGCAUGCACGUGACAGCUGGCAAAAAGUGUCAGUACAUCGGGAAUUGCACGUUUGCUCACAGCGUAGAAGAAAGAGACCUUUGGACCUACAUGAAGGAAAACAACAUUCCAGAUAUGGAUCAGCUUUAUGAGCAGUGGCUGCAGUCUCAGAAGCCUGGCUGGGGAGAAGAGACCUCCAAUAACUCUGUUCGGGAGAAUGGCAAACAGAUCCACAUGCCAACGGACUACGCUGAGGAAGUGGCUGGCAAUCACUGCUGGCUGUGUGGUAAGAACUGCAACAGCGAGAAACAGUGGCAGCAGCACAUCACUUCAGAAAAACACAAAGACAGAGUUUUCAACUCUGAGGAUGAUCAGAACUGCUGGCAGUAUCGAUUUCCCACAGGCACUUUCAAAGUUUGUGAGAGGUUCCUCAAAGGCACGUGCACAGAGGAUGACUUGUGUAAGCUGGCACACGGGGAUCAGGAACUAAAAGAGUGGAUGGAGCGCAGGGAAUUCCUUUUGAUGAAACUUGCCAAAGCCAGAAAAGACCAUCUUAUAGCACCAAAUGACAAUGAUUUUGGAAAAUACAGUUUUCUGCUUAAAGACAUUAUAUAAUGAUGUGAUGACAAUGCUCGCGCUCACUUGCAAGUAAUGCAGUAUUCAAAACAGUAAGGUGAUCCUUUAAAAGGGCCUCUGAGGUGCACAGGAAAUUGGCCUGAUCACAGCAUGAUUUUAAAGAGGGUGUUCAGGACGGGGCCCUCUGAUUGGUGGCUGGUUUACUCUGAUCUGAACUGCAGGAGUGUUAUCGUUAACAGCAAAUAGACACUUGACGCUUUGCUAUGCACCGUUCGGUAGAAUAUCUGAAGCUGGUGAUGAGGACGGCAUGUGUAAACCUUGAUCAGAGACGUGUUCUUACAAGUUGACCUAAAAAAAAAAAACAAAACGAGUAAUUUCUUUUCAUAAGCAUUUUCUUAUAUGUUAAAGAUCUUUACCCUUCAUUAAGUUUCAAGUAUUGAAUACUUAAAUCGAGAGUUCAGUUGACAUUCACACUUUCCAUUUAUCUAAUAGUGUUACCAGUGUAAUGGGCACCAAAAGAAAUAAAGCUUCUUUUUUAAUCUGUGUUUAAA
Messenger RNA from Acanthopagrus latus (yellowfin seabream), 3748 nucleotides. It is a transcript of the gene zc3h7a, whose product is annotated as zinc finger CCCH-type containing 7A. Lineage: Eukaryota; Metazoa; Chordata; Actinopteri; Spariformes; Sparidae. The transcript has 23 exons. Gene Ontology annotation, biological process: miRNA processing. The record is from RefSeq and is a predicted model, not a curated record. Gene Ontology annotation, molecular function: metal ion binding; miRNA binding; protein binding. The coding region runs from base 255 to 3236 and encodes 993 amino acids.